Messenger RNA from Exophiala xenobiotica, 2109 nucleotides. RefSeq lists its product as uncharacterized. Gene Ontology annotation, molecular function: poly(A)-specific ribonuclease activity; nucleic acid binding. The record is from RefSeq and is a predicted model, not a curated record. Bases 199 to 1596 code for a protein of 465 amino acids. The transcript has 2 exons. Lineage: Eukaryota; Fungi; Ascomycota; Eurotiomycetes; Chaetothyriales; Herpotrichiellaceae. Gene Ontology annotation, cellular component: P-body; CCR4-NOT complex; CCR4-NOT core complex.
UUCUGUUGUACCUUUGCGACUAUAACUUCUUCCAUGAUUUAAUUCACGAUGAACACACGCAAGCUGCCGGUUUAGUUUCGUAGAUCGCUCGGUCUGUCUACAUGGAGCGCAUGCGGAUUAUCCUAUGAUCGCGACAACACUCUCUCUGCACGAUGACCACAGAUCUUUCGACACUCCCAUCACUAUCUCGCUAACAUCAUGGCUCCUCGCUAUGGCAAUCAGCCAUAUCAUCUCCAACAAAAUCACCUUCAGUCUCAUCAACAUGGCGCACUCCCUCCCCCUAAUCACCUUGGCACACCCUCCUUCGGCGCAGCCGGUUCGUCGAACGCGAGUCCCUUCGCACUAGCUGGAAAUCUAAACAAUGGUUUUGACCGGAACAUGCUGGACGGGGGACUUCUACCAAGCCAGAUGACGCAGAUGGGCUUUGCAAGAGGAGGGCCUGUACAAGCGCAUCAGAAUUACGAUGGCCUUGGUGCUCCCCUCGAGACUAAGGACGACGCUCGAAUCCGCAAUGUUUGGAAACACAAUUUGAAAGAAGAGAUGGCCACACUGAGACAGCUCGUCGAUUCAUACCCUUACAUCGCAAUGGAUACCGAAUUCCCGGGCAUUGUGGCCAGACCCAUUGGUCAAUUCACUACCAAGGCUGAUUACCACUAUCAGACACUACGUUGCAAUGUAGAUCUGCUCAAAAUGAUCCAGCUAGGCAUCACACUCUUCAAAUCAGAUGGGACUCUUCCCCCGCCCGACGCGGUUGCGCCUACGAAAUCACAAUACCACCCAAGCUUACUACCCACACCUUGCACCUGGCAGUUCAACUUCCGAUUCUCGCUAGAGACUGAUAUGUAUGCGCGAGAGUCGACCCAGAUGCUCACAAAGGCCGGGAUCGACUUUGAGAAACACGCGAAACACGGGAUAGAACCGGAGGACUUUGGCUCUUUGUUGGUCAGUUCUGGUCUCGUCCUGGAUCCAGAUGUACAUUGGAUUUCCUUUCACUCAGGCUACGACUUCGGUUACCUCAUGAAGCUGAUGAUAUGCAAGCCGCUCCCUGAAGACGAGGGUCAAUUCCACAACUAUCUCGAGAAAUUCUUUCCCUCACUCUUUGACAUCAAGUUCAUGCUCAAACAUGCCGGAGUCAGAGGACAGGUCAACAGUGGCCAACCUCUCACACAAGAAGCGGCAAUGAUGGUGCAACGAAUAAUGACAAAAUCCGGACUCCAAGACAUUGCUGAAGAACUUGCUGUGGCGCGGAUAGGUCAAGCACAUCAGGCUGGUUCGGACUCCUUGCUUACUGGGCAAGUGUAUUUCAAGAUGAAGGAGAAGAUCUUCAACGGGACCAUUGAAGAAGACAAGUACCGGUUACAAGUCUGGGGCUUGAAUGCGCAAAUGCCAACAGGAGGUGGGCCUAAUAUCCGUGAUUUCAGCACACCCAAUAUGAACGGGGCCACCUUCUACACCCAGAACGGAACGCCUUCUACCCCUCAGACAGGCAAUAUUGGUAUGGCGGGUGCUUCACAUACACCUGUGGCCCAUGGCCUGAUGGGAAACAUAACGCCAGGGGGUUUUGGGAAUUUUUCGUAUUCGAAGACGAUAAGUUAGCAUCCGUUGUCGGACGAAAAUGUCGAACUGGAGCCUUAUCCGCAUUACUGGUUGAUGGAGUUGGCGCAUGAGAUACAAAAGAAACCAUCCCAAGUCUCUCGAGGUGGUGGUCAUCGGCGCGGACCAGGCCAUGGUGGCAGAUCUGUCAAGGCAUUGGGUGUUCGACGGCCUACAGUUGAAUUAAUACCGCUUGCUGGUGGCGAUUCUCAGGCAAGGUCAAUAUGGGCUCUCACACCGCGAUGGGUGGGAGCAGUAAAGCGUGAGAUCAGGACAUGGUGGAACGGGAGUAAGUCGUGGUUCUAGAAACCACAAUGUUUGCUUUAGGAAUCUAGACAUGGUCUAGCUUGAAGUAUGCUGUUGACAAUGCAGAUAUGUCUCAGGAAUCUGGCUUCUGUAGAUGCUUUGAAGGACGACUAGGUGUUGUUUCCGUCACGUAGCUCCUCGAAGGCCGCGUCAGCCUUAUCAAAACUGAUAAGCGAAGAAUGAAGAUACAGCAUAUUUCAACAGUGUAUA